GACGGCUAUAUAUAAGGACUGCGGGCGGUGGGGGCGCCAUUCACCACCAUGAAGCUUCUGACCGUGCUGUGCGCGUGCGCGCUGGUCGUCCACCUCGGCGUAGAGUGCGCGGCGUCCUUUGUGGACGAGAUGGUCGCCGGCCCAGCCUACCGGCACCGCCGCUUCCGAACCAUGGUGCAGCCGGACCGGAUCAAGCUGCAGAAGGCGCUAGGCAUCAAGUGGUGGCGCGGAAUGAUGUGGAGCGUUCCCGUCAGCUCGCCGUGGAAGGCGGCCUUCGACGGCACGAAGAGGAGCACCUUCUCUCAUACCUACACCAUCAUCUCGCCUGAGGGGAAAGGCUUCAACGGCACUGGACUGUGGGCCCAGAACACCGCCUGCGACCACAUACCCAUCUGGCAUGAUGGGGCGGCCGUCAAGUUCCAUAUGUUCGCGGAUGGAGGAAUCUACAAACAGGUUGUGCUUGGCAAUCCUCUGAACUACGAUGGUGCGAAGUUCGUCUUCGUCAUCCCCAAGCUCACCUUCUAUAUGGUCGAGUCUACCUCGGAUAAGAACUACGCCUUUAUUUCCUUCGCCAGUGUCCCGGGUUGGACGAUGGAGAGUCACAAGGACUUCUCGCUCAAGGAUAUGGAGGCCAAGUUCCCUGCCCACUCGGCAAUAUUCAAGGCCGUGGCCACGCCAGGCAAGAGUGGCAGCCACAUCCACAUUUGAUUACGUCCACCGCCAUCAUGACCACCAUGAUAAUCAUGAUGAUGAUGACCAUCACCAAGGUCACCACGGCUACCGCAGUCAUCGCCGUCAACAACUUUUCACAAUGCAACUGUACGCUGCAUACGAGCAUAUAUCCGGGCAUGAGAUGUGUAGUGUUCUCAAGCCGGCAGAACUGCAUGCGAGACGGUACACGUGGGCUUUCAACGGAAGACUGUACUUCAAAAUGGCCGGGUAGAGGUGGAACACUGGGUGUUGAGUACUGGUGGUCGCCGUGAACCACAGCAGACGCUGCGUCCGCCGGCCCUCAAACGUCUACAUAUCUACAGUAACAUAUUCACAUCAGACACCGGGGCAGAAAGCGGCGGCCUCCCUUCGAGGAAGCCGGAGAUGACGGUUCGGGCCGCUUCGGUCAGCGGGCGUCCGUGAGCCGUCGGAUGGCUGGGUGCAGGUGUCCCCUGGCGGCGUUACACCAGCGUCGUCUGGUGGCGCAUCUUUAGCGUCAUCUGGCGGUGCGUCUUCAGCGCCGUGUGGUGGCCCGUCACCUGCGUCAUCCGGUCGUGCGGUGUUGGCGUCGCCUUGCGGUGGUCCUGAUGCUACUGUUCGGGGACGUACUUCAUGUUUCACGUGCUGUGCGCUGUCAAUGGUAGAGCCAGCUUGGCCAGCGCCAGCUGAGUGUGUGGUGAGGCAGAAGGUGGCUUUCGGUACCGGUCCGGAAUAUCGGUUUAAGCAUGCUCGAGGUUCAUUAUCGUCCACACUGUUUUAAGACCGCAUUCAGUAAGGUGGCCGUCAUAAACUCUGGUGUAAUUCCUUAUCAGAUAUUUUGUAUGCGCUCGAAUAUCGUGCAUGCACAUGUUUUUGUGGAUAUUCACUAUUAAAUGUACCGCGUGGA
Messenger RNA from Pollicipes pollicipes, 1597 nucleotides. RefSeq lists its product as uncharacterized. The transcript is spliced from 4 exons. Gene Ontology annotation, cellular component: intracellular anatomical structure. The coding region runs from base 49 to 708 and encodes 219 amino acids. The record is from RefSeq and is a predicted model, not a curated record. NCBI's taxonomy places the organism in Eukaryota, Metazoa, Arthropoda, Thecostraca, Pollicipedomorpha, Pollicipedidae.